AUGUACACACUCGACUUUGUAAGUGAGGGAAAGUACGUCCUUCGGGUAGGUGACUUGUGCGGUAAAUACUACGUACCUGUGGCGUUGCCAGGGAGGUAUAGAAGUAAUGUAGAGGAUAUAGAAAAUAUAUUGUACAUAUGGAUGAACAAAUUUGAUAAAAUAAAAAAAAAUAAAAAAAUAAAAAAAAAGGAAGAUGAAGAAGAAGAAGGAGAAGGAGAAGAAGGUGAAGAAGGAGAAGGAGAAGAAGAAGAAGGAGAAGGAGAAGGAGAAGGAGAAAAAGAAAGUUGCAAAGAUUUAUAUUUAUUUAGUUGUAUAUUUAAAGAAACUAAAUUUUCAUUAAUAUUAACAAAAUCAAGAUAUGAAAAAAACUUUUGUGUAUGGAAAAUAUUAUGGUGUGCAUGGCAAGAUAUAUUGAAAAAAAGCUUUGAAAAAAAUGACAAUAAAUAUUUUAAAAUGUAUAAAAAAAAUCUUAUUAUUUUUCAAGCUGGUUGUAUUUACUUAAUGUUUUUAUUAUAUUUUUGUCAACAUGUAGAAGAACAUGAAUUUCCUUAUCCGUUAUAUUUAUCACCAGAAAUUGUUAAUCGUUGUUUAGACAUAACGGAACAGUGUGAAAGUUUAAAUAUAUUUAAAGAGUUAAGAUUUAUUUUAAAUUUUAUGUUUGAUACAAACUCCAUUAUAUUAUGUUGUAAUAAUAAUUUAAAUGAAACUUACCAGGAUAGGUAUGGUGCUCCUUUAUAUAUUGAGAAGAGCAAAUUGGGUGUUGAGAACGCUACACAGAUUAAGGAUGUACAUAUUACUAAUAUCUAUAACCAUAUGAACGACCAGUUGAAAGAUUUGUGUAAGUUAUGCGAUAAUCAAAGAUGGAAGAGCACACAUAGUAACACCUCCACGUAUAAUCUUCUCUUUAAGCUGGAGCUUCUAAAGGACGUUCUGAAUGAGGAUAAUUUGUGGUGA
This is a messenger RNA of Plasmodium malariae, 954 nucleotides long. Its product is annotated as conserved Plasmodium protein, unknown function. The transcript has a single exon. NCBI's taxonomy places the organism in Eukaryota, Apicomplexa, Aconoidasida, Haemosporida, Plasmodiidae. The record is from RefSeq and is a predicted model, not a curated record. The coding region runs from base 1 to 954 and encodes 317 amino acids.